Messenger RNA from Contarinia nasturtii (swede midge), 846 nucleotides. RefSeq lists its product as uncharacterized. Gene Ontology annotation, biological process: sensory perception of smell. The transcript has 3 exons. The record is from RefSeq and is a predicted model, not a curated record. NCBI's taxonomy places the organism in Eukaryota, Metazoa, Arthropoda, Insecta, Diptera, Cecidomyiidae. The coding region runs from base 81 to 524 and encodes 147 amino acids. Gene Ontology annotation, molecular function: odorant binding.
AUUGAUGUGUAAGUUGAUAAGUUUGUGGAGAGAAAGAGAUUAAAACCAUUGAACACAAAAUUAAAAUAAAAUUUGGAAAAAUGAAAUAUCUAAUUGUUUUGGUGGUAGUCUGUGCUGCUGUUAGCUUUUCAGAGCAAGCAAUGACCAAGGAACAAGUUAUGGAAUUGUACAAUAAAAUGGUGGAAGAGUGCGCCAAAAAAGAAUCUGGCUCAUCUACUGACAUAGAAGAAGUUUUUGCAAAAAAAUUGCCAAGCACCAAAAAUGGCAAAUGUAUUCACGCCUGUGUAGGAGAAACCACCGGACUUAUAAAAGAUAACAAAGUAAAUGUUGAAGGUGCUAUUGCAAUGGCUAAGAUGGUGUAUGAUAACGACGCAGCAAAAGUACAGAUGGCUAACGAUUUGGCGAAUGACUGUAUUGGAGUCACUGAUGGCGAACGUUGUGAAGCGGCUUUCAAAAUAAUUCAAUGUAGUGAACAAGCUCACAAAGCUCGUGGUGUUUCAUUCCUCGAUUUGUCAUCAAAUUAAGGAACUACUUUCAAAGGACAGGAAAGCAUAAACCUAGGGGAUAACCGUGAAUUGCAGAUCGAAUAAUUUAUAAUAAUAAACGCUAUUUCUCUCUAUUUUUCACUAAUUCUGCUAGUAUUUCUACUAGUUUGUUCUAAUACUGCUAUUUUUUGCUAAUUUUUCUAGUACGUCAAAAAUAUUGCAUACGUCAGAUUGACUGCAUGAUCGAAUAACCGAAAUAUGUUUACGUAAAUGUUUCAAGUUGACACUUUCAACGUGUUUAUUUGAAGCAGGCACUAGCGUAUACGUUUUCAGUAAGAAAUCUGUCAUCAAAUCUACAUUU